Molecule: messenger RNA, 1773 nt
Organism: Alternaria arborescens
Lineage: Eukaryota; Fungi; Ascomycota; Dothideomycetes; Pleosporales; Pleosporaceae
Exons: 2
Coding region: 1-1773 (590 amino acids)
Source: RefSeq, a predicted model, not a curated record
AUGAGCACUUAUAGGCACAUCAAAGCCGAGCAUGAGGCUGGUUAUCGAAGUAAAGGUAAGCUCGAGAAAGCGCUAGACGAGAUGAGGAAGAAGAAGAGAGUCACAAAAGUCAGCAGUGAUGCGCAAACGACUAGCCAUAAGAGAGAUAGGGAGAAGAUACGAAAAAGUGAGCCAGAAAGAGUCAGGUGGGUUGAGAGAUAUCCUGAGAAACCCAGAGGCGAUGAAGGGAAAUCUAAGCCUGCUGAGACGGAGGCGUGGGAGCAUCAUCGGCGCGAAGAAGAGGAACACAAAAGAAGGAAAGAUGAUGAUAGGAGGAGAGAAAAAGACGUUGACCAAACAAAGAUUCGAAGUUUACCAGUCAAACCUCUCCAAAGUCAUCAGAUUCAACCGAAGCCCACGGUACCACGACAACCACAGUACCACAGUGACCAGACGACAGCCUCCGGUGAGACAAAGCCAAAGCCAAAGCUAAAUUCAGAGCCGAAUCCAAAACAAUCUUACCGUAACCAAAGCGCAAGAUCAAAGACUGUUGAACUACAAAUCCCAGUAACUAAUAGCCCCAAGCGCAACAUUUCUACUCUACCACCAGUUCCGGAGAUACGUCUCCAGCCUCCCACAUCUGCUAGAGCUCCACGUCGUCAGCCGCAUCCUGUUAUCUACGAGUCAUCACAUCCCCCUACGAACCGUCCAGCUCCACCUGUUCCAGAACCAUCUCAUUGGCAACAUUCACUUCCCCAACGGCCUCUGACCAUCCGUGAGGAAACGCUUGAGCAUGAGGUUUCAUCACAACGAGAGCCGGCAGGUAGAGGUGUAGAUGGUAAAUCCGAGAUUGGGUCAGCAGCGAGCUAUUACGAUCAAGCUCCACGUUCGCCGAUGCCAGGAAGGUACGAAGAGGGCGACGAGACAGAAUAUGAAGAGGAUGAUCAACCAGAAAAUUACAAUGAAAUGCCAUACCCAGACACACCUUCAUCACCUGUCAUACCCCCAUAUUCGGAUACGCUUCCUUCUGCAGUCGGGUCAGAGGAUCCCUCAGUUUCGUCUUCACCAGUCAUGUCCCAUACACCACGAGCUGCAUCGCCUUCCCCUCGAUCCACGUCCGUAUCCUUGCAGAGUAUCCAGAUGCCGACUCCUCAGCAAUCGGUACCUCCCACUCCACCACUGCCAUCACCACCACCUCCUCCCCCUCCUCAUCCAGCCUCUCCACUACCUGCAGUGCGGCCACCCAACAAUACUAGGAUGGCUGCUCUGUUCUGUGAAAUUAACGGGGGUAGGUUCGAAUUGCGCAAAGUAGCGGACUCGGAAAAAAGACAUCGUAAUAACAACCCGACAUCCGGCAGGGUAGUGUAUGAAGAGACGGCACACAGUCACGAUGUAGAGGAACGUGAGCGAGUUCAAGCUAGGGAAGCGAACAACCAAUCUCCAUCUCGAGGAAACAGUGCAUGGAGCACUCGCAUCUCUAUGGACGACGAAGACGAUAUACAACCAGUACCCAAUAGAGCGUUCCAAAACAACUUGGCGAAAGCUCUCCAGGCGAGGAGAUCGGGCUCAGGUACUGACACUUCUACAAGGGGACCUCGAAGAGGUUCUGAGGAUAGUUCACUAACUGCAGGCUCUAGAAGGUCGAUGAUUGCCAACGUUUCUGGGAAAUUGCGAGACGAUAAUGCACUUGUUCAGCGGCUUUCCGAAUCGGAAAGCGACGAGGAUCUUAUCUUUACUUUGGCGGCACAUAUUGCGCAGCCAGGUUGGAGCUUUGAUGAUCUGAUGAAGGAUUGA